Molecule: messenger RNA, 2055 nt
Organism: Nakaseomyces glabratus
Lineage: Eukaryota; Fungi; Ascomycota; Saccharomycetes; Saccharomycetales; Saccharomycetaceae
Gene: PTP2
Product: tyrosine protein phosphatase PTP2
Biological process (GO): protein dephosphorylation
Molecular function (GO): protein tyrosine phosphatase activity
Source: RefSeq, a predicted model, not a curated record
AUGGCCUGUGCAGUUGGUGCCACUGUUGAUCUGAGUGGGAAGCCCAUGAACACUUUGAAGUAUGUCGACGGCAUAUUCAGUGCAGUAUCGUCGGACCCCGUGUUGGUGAUAGACCUGGCUUCCCAUUCACAGAGUUUUCUGAUGCAGAACAAGGACAAGAGCGUCAUGAAAGUGAAUUUGAAGCUUCCGACCACGCUGUUGAAGAGGCCCGUGUAUGGGUUCGCCAAGCUAAUAGAUAUAACGCUGGAUGACGAGCGGAAGGCCCUGCUGUUGGACCUGAUACGACAUACAAAGACAGUGGUAUUCUUUGAUAAUGUGUCCAGCUUUCACCGGUGUCUGAUGACCACCUACUACUUUAUCGAGAAGUUCAUCAGCUAUGUAGACAACAGCCUCGGUACGGAGAUGGUAUACGUGCUGUCGCCGUCCGACGAGGUUAACUCCAUUAAGUUCUCCCCAGUAGAGACUACCUCAAAGAAAAGACGGUUGAACUUAAAACUCGAGAUACCGAAGAAAGACGUGUUUGUAAGCAGCUUCAAAAAAAACAGCGAUACGACAUUAUACACUCCUAAUUCGCUAAAGACUUACUUCCAGUUUCGGAUCCCGGAGAUGGCCUCUAAGGAAUGCUUACCACAGUGGCUGAAGUUCUACUCGGAUGCUAAGAACAAAGAUACUGUCUUAACGAAAAUAUACGACAACUUCAAAUUACUAGAAGUCUUAGAAACGAAACGACUGGAAAGAUGUUUGAAUUACAACAAUAACUCCUCGACAUCAUUAGAUAGCGAUAACUCGCAAAGAGCAGGCUCUUCAAAAAUAUAUUCCCUUUCACACUUGCAAAAACAAUACAAACACUCAAAAAGGAAAAAGCAAGCCAAGGACUUGAAGAUAACAAUUCCGACUGACGUCAAUUCCUCGAAAUCGACUCUGCAUUCGUGCACUUCCACAUCAUCAUUUGAUACCGAUAGCGAUAUACUUGAUACCCCAGCGAACAAUUAUGAGAUAAGUAAGGGAAUUCAAUCCUUACAUAGAAACAGAUAUUCUAACAUCCUACCUUAUGAACAUACAAGAGUCAAAUUAGAACCAUCCCCAGUGUCAACCAGCCCCAUGGAGUUUUCAUUGAGUCCCAAACGUAUGGAUCAAGAAGGCGCUGAUCAACAGUUGAUAACAAAUUACAAUCCAUAUUUUGAAAGUGAAGUCCCAAUAUGCCCAACUAUUCCAGGAUCUUCGAAGUACAAUAAUAAACAAUUCAAUGAUUAUUUCAAUGCAAGUUACUUGAACUUGCCUCAGAUAAAUCCCGAUUUCCAUUAUAUCGCUACUCAAGCCCCCUUGCCCUCAACUGUAGAUGACUUUUGGAAAGUUGUGAUGACUUCUAAAGUGAAAAUUAUUAUUUCUUUGAAUUCAGAUGAUGAAUUGAAUAUGAAAAAAUGGGAUAUUUAUUGGAACAGCCAAACAUGUCACAAGUACAUCAUUAAUAUUACUGAUAUAAUAGAUAAUGUAUGUGGCUUAGAUGGAUGCGUUCUUAGGGUCUUUAACAUAAAAAAAAAUAACGACAAAGAGACUAAACAAUGGACUGUUUACCAGAUACAAUAUAAAGGUUGGUUAGACUCAUGUGGUGUAGGGAUGAAGCAAAUUCUAACACUUCAUAAAAUUAAGGCAAUGCUCUCUAUAGAUCCUAUCAGAUUGGUGGAUGAAUUAAGAAAAGGUACUUAUGAUGACUCACAUUAUUUUGAGUUUGUUAGCAUAGUUGAUGAAGAAAUCAUGGAAAAAUUGAAAUGUACUCCAGUUCUGGUACAUUGUUCGGCAGGAUGUGGUCGAACUGGUGUUUUCAUUACUUUAGAUUUCCUACUUAACAUAUUGUGUGAGAGGACUAAUAAGUCAAAUAAAAUUGAUGUUUGGAAUGCUAGUCAGGAUCUCAUUUUUAUAAUUGUCAAUGAGCUCAGAAGGCAGAGAGUUUCAAUGGUUCAAAAUUUGACCCAGUAUAUAACAUGUUACCAAGCUUUACUAGAGUUUUUCUCUUAUAGAGAUCAAAAACUAAAAUCUUGCUUGCAUUGUAACUAG